Molecule: messenger RNA, 2500 nt
Organism: Symphalangus syndactylus (siamang)
Lineage: Eukaryota; Metazoa; Chordata; Mammalia; Primates; Hylobatidae
Gene: CINP
Product: cyclin dependent kinase 2 interacting protein
Source: RefSeq, a predicted model, not a curated record
GACGUGACGCAAAUGCGUUUCCGGCGGGGGUGGGCGGGGCUUCGCGUCUCCAUCUAGGGAUAUCUGCGGACCGUAUGGAAGCAAAGACUCUUGGAAUUGUAACACCCAGAAAACCUGUCUUAUCUGUCAGUGCAAGAAAAAUUAAGGACAAUGCGGCUGAUUGGCACAAUUUAAUCCUGAAGUGGGAAACCCUCAAUGAUGCAGGUUUUACCACUGCAAAUAAUAUUGCCAACUUGAAAAUCAGUUUAUCGAAUAAAAACAAGAUAGAACUAGACAGCAGCAGCCCAGCCUCGAAGGAAAAUGAAGAAAAGGUGUGUCUGGACUAUAACGAGGAACUGGAGAAGCUGUGUGAGGAACUGCAGGCCACCGUGGAUGGGUUGAUGAGGUUUCGCAUAAGCUCUUGGAGAUGUACAGGAAGGAGCUGCUCCUGAAGUGCACAGUGGCCAAGGAGCUUGCACACGCCGGGGAUCCCGACCUCACCCUGAGCUACUUGUCCAUGUGGCUGCACCAGCCCUACGUGGAGAGCGACAGCAGGCUGCAUCUGGAGAGCAUGCUGCUGGAGACAGGCCACCGAGCUCUGUGACGUCCCGAGACGGCUGCGGACACUGGCUCCUUCCACGUCUCACCAGGCAGACAGUCUGCCUAGGACCCAGUGCCGCAGGCCUGGAUCAGACCCCAGGAUCAGACCUUCUUGGGGUCUUCUGGCCAGAGUUUGUCACCAGCCCCGUGGCCUCUCCAGGCAUGCCCAUGCCCACAACGCGCAGCCAGCCCCACGUGGUGCCGCUCAGCCUUCUCUGCCCCUCCUGGGAAUCCGUCACUCAUGGGUGCUUCGGAGUAAAAUCAAUGAGUUUCUGAGCAGAAUGAGUGAGUGAUCUAGUUUCUAUAAAUUAGGCAUGCUUUACACAUUACGUUUGUGUAGAAAAUCCCUGGUUUAAUAUUUUCACUUUAUGCCUAUCUGAUUGUUGAAGUUUUUAUGAGACUAUAUUAGUUUUUGGGCCAGGUGCGGUGGCUCGCACCUGUAAUCCCAGCACUUUGGGAGGCCGAGGUGGGCGGAUCACUUGAGGUUCAGAGUUCAAGUCCAGCCUGGCCAACGUGAUGAAACCCUGUCUCUACUAAAAAUACAAAAAUCAACUGGCGUGGUGGUACGUGCCUGCAAUCCCAGCUACUCGAGAGGCUGAGGCAGGAGAAUCGCUUGAACCAGGAGGCAGAGGCUGCUGUGAGCCAUUGCACUCCAGCCUGGGCGACAGACUGGGACUUCGUCUUAAAUAAUAAGAUCCCAUGGAGUUAAAAUGAAGUUUGACAUCAUGAAAAUGAAAAUAACCUACAAAAAAGUUGCUGCUGUUUGCAUACUGGGGACGUGACAAGUGGUAUAAACUGUCUUCCCUGGCAUUCUUCUGACACAAAUCCUCGAGUUUCACAAUGUUUGCAGCCAUUUCCAGAGUUAACAUACUAGGUUAGAAUGAGGGAAAGGUGACAGUUUUGAAACAGACUGAAGAGACUGGUCAAAAGCUAGGGUGUGGGGAGAAUGUGAAGGUAUGCAAAAGCCUACUUUGUUUCUUUUUUUAAUGGAGUCUCGCUCUGUCACCAGGCUGGUGUGCAGUGGCACGAUCUCAGCUCACUGCAACCUCCGCCUCCUGGGUUCAAGUGAUUCUCAUGCCUCAGCCUCCAGAGUAGUUGGGAUUACAGGCACGCGCUGCCACGCCCAGCUAAUUUUUGUAUUUUUAGUAGAGACGGGGUUUCACCACGUUGGCCAAGAUGGUCUCCAUCUCCUGACCUCGUGAUCCACCCGCCUCGCCCUCCCAAAGUGCUGGGAUUACAGGCGUGAGCCACUGCGCCCGGCCUGCAAAAACCUACUUUAAACUCUUCUUUUUUUGUGGCAUUACUCGUUACAUGGUUUCUAUAUCUGUGUUUGCCUUUUUGUAAGUUCUCUGAUCCCAAACUGUUUAUAUUCUGUGGGACUGUGUAUAUAGUGAUACUUAAUAAAUAGCAGUUUUAGUUUUUUGGUUUUUUUAUAAGAGAUAGGCUCUUACCAUGUGGCCCAAGUAGUGUCAAACUCCUGAGGUCAAGGGAUCCUCUGUUCUCAGUCUCCUCAGAGACUACAGUCAUGCCCUGCCCAGCCCAGCAAUAAUGUUGUUGUUGUUUUUAGAUACAGGGUCUUGCUCUGUUGUCCAGGCUAGAAUGCAGUGGCGUGAUUGUAGCUCACUGUAAUCUCAACCUCAAACUCCUGUGCUCAGGUGAUCCUCCUGCCUCAGCCUCCAGAGUAGCUGGGACUGUAGGCAUGCAUAACCACGUCCGGCUAAAUUUUUUAUGUUUACUUUUUAGAGUUGGGGGUCUUGCUAUGUUGCCCUGGCUUGCCUUGAACUCCUGGCCUCAAGUGAUCCUCCUGCCUCGGCUUCCCAAAGUGCUGGGAUUAUAGGUGUGAACCACUGCACCUGGCCAAGUAUAGUUUUUAAUUGUGUCAUUUUAGUAUUUAACUAUAAAUACUAUUUAUCUAAGUUCA